AUAAAAUAAAUAAAAUACAAAUUUAUAUUUUUUAAUUUUUUAUACUAUGACGUCACACAAUCCAGCUAAUGAAGAAGAAGAAGAAUUAACUACAAGAGAAUUAAGAGCAUGGUAUAUAACUUUUGCAGGGACAGAGCCAUACAUUGUGGCAGUUUUAUCGGUUUUUAUUCCCGUAAUAUUGGAAACUUAUUCAAGUCAAGCAGGAUUCAAAUUAGAAGAUAGAAAUGUUCCAUGUGAUAUCACAAUAGAAGAUUAUAAAUGUGUAACAAAAUUCGGAAUGUGGUAUGUUGAUUCAACAAGUUACUCAUUUUAUAUAAUAGCAGUAUCAGUUCUAGCACAAUGUUUAGUAUAUAUUGGAUGCGGAUCAUUGGCGGAUUUUGGGAAUAAUAGAAAAAAAAUGUUGUUAGGAUUUGCUUAUGCUGGAGCUUUUUUUACCAUAGGAUAUAUUUUAGUUCUUAAUCCAAACAUGUAUUGGUUAGCUGGAUUACUAGCUAUACUAUCGAAUGUUUGUUUUGGUGCAUCUUCAGUUUUCUUUUUAGCAUGUAUACCAUCAUAUGCACAUGUUCAUCCAGAUGUAUUACAAGUUAAACGAGAUGGUGGUACGGAAAAAGAAAUUCAUGAUAUUGAAGAAAAAAUAUCAAAUCAAUUAUCUGUCAUGACAUUAUUUUGGGGUAUUCCAUCUGGUAUAUUUAUUUUGGCAAUUUGUUCUGUAAUUACUAUAUUCAUGGAAGAUAAAAUGUUAAGCUUAAAAAUUGGAUGUGUAAUAUCUGGAAUUUGGUGUAUAGCACUUUUAACCUUUCCAGUUUUAUGGAUGAAAAACCGAUCAGGUUUCCCUUUACCAAAAAAUCAAAGUUAUUUUACAUUAUCUUUUAAAAGAGUUGGAAGAACUAUAAAAUCAGCAAGAGAAUUAAUAGAAAUAGUGAAAUAUUUAAUUGCUUGGUUUAUAUUAUCAGAUGGAUUUGGUACUGUUAGAACUGUGGGAACUAUAUUUGCCAAGAAAGUUCUAAAACUUUCUCAAAUUGAAUUAUUAUUGGUAUCAAUAACUGUACCAUUAUCUGCUGUUUUUGGUGCUUACGGUUUUUUAAGGAUACAAAGAUACUUUAAUUUGAGUACAAAAAAGAUGGUAAUAAUAACAACUUCAUUACUUUGUUUAGCACCAGCUUAUGCAUUAUGUGGAUUUAUUGCUCCAUUUGGUUUUAAACAUCCAUGGGAAAUUUGGUUAUUUGCUGUUUAUUAUGGUGGAUUACUUGGUGCUACACAAAGUUUUUGUACAGUAUUAUUUAGUAGUUUGAUACCUAAAGGUCAUGAGAAUGAAUUUUUUAGUUUAAAUCAAAUUACUGAUAAAGGUUCAAGUUGGUUAGGUCCUCUAAUAACUGGUAUUAUUAGUGAUGUAACUCAUGAUCUUAGAAAUUCUUUUUGGUAUUUGUUUUUUUCAAUUUUAAUUCCUGUUUUAAUUAUAUUAACUGUAAAUGUAGAUAAAGGUAGAAAAGAUGCUGAGUUAUUUGCUGAAAAUGAAAAAAUUUUGUUAGAAAAUCAAAUUAAUAAUCAAGAUUAUAAUGAAAAUGAAGAAGAGAAAGAGAAGAUUGUAUAGAUAAUAAUAAUAUUAUUAAUUCUGAUAUAUUUUCAUUA
This is a messenger RNA of Rhizophagus irregularis DAOM 181602=DAOM 197198, 1629 nucleotides long. RefSeq lists its product as uncharacterized. The record is from RefSeq and is a predicted model, not a curated record. Gene Ontology annotation, biological process: amino acid transmembrane export from vacuole. NCBI's taxonomy places the organism in Eukaryota, Fungi, Glomeromycota, Glomeromycetes, Glomerales, Glomeraceae.